This is a messenger RNA of Parascedosporium putredinis, 831 nucleotides long. Lineage: Eukaryota; Fungi; Ascomycota; Sordariomycetes; Microascales; Microascaceae. The record is from the annotation of a GenBank genome assembly.
AUGUCACUCCCUAAACGAUUCAUGGUUUACGAACCAAUGGUACUCCUAUCACCGGGCGCCUUUUCAGAGGCGGCGUGGGUAGCCGUCUUGGACAGCAGCAUGAAACAGGAGAAGGAGUCCUUGUACAGAAUUAUGCUCGAAGCCAUCUCCAAGAUUCAAAAGUCAAAAUUCUGGAUUUUCACGGGGGCGCGACCCGUGGCUGCGCUGCAACGAAGGGCGAGGCCGCCGGGCGAUUUGCGCGACCGCUGGGCUGUUGACCUUUACGCGGGGAUCGGCUACUUUGUCUUUUCGUACGCGAAGCUGGGUAUGAGGGUGCUGUGCUGGGAGAUCAAUCCGUGGAGCGUCGAAGGUUUGCGGAGGGGCGCCCUGCGCAACGGGUGGAAGGUUAGGGUGGUUUGCGGCGAGGAGCUCGCGCGGCCUACCUGUGACCUCGUUGGGGAUGAGCAGAUUGUGGUGUUUGUCGAGGAUAACCAAAAGGCACGAGGCCGAAUAGAGAGCCUGAGGUCGCACCUUGGUAAUCUCGAGGUCCUGCAUGUAAACGGAGGACUCUUGCCCACUAGUAAGGACACAUGGGCGGAAUCAUGGGAGAUGACGUCGACGAGCGCCGAGGCUUGGCUUCACCUUCACGAAAACGUCGGAGAGGAUGACGUGGAGACGUGGCGGGGCCAGAUACAGGACCUCUUUGGCGAGUGGGCGACUAGAGACGGACACGAGAGAAGGGCCGAGAUUGAGCAUGUGGAAAAGGUGAAGACGAUUGCGCCGCGAGUCUGGCACUGCGUCUUUGAUGUAUACAUUACAAGGCUAUCACUAUUAUCUAAAGAAUCCCAAUAA